GUUGAUCACAGAACUGAUCCGGUCAAAUUUAUGCCAGGCAAAAACUUCCUUGGCUGGCAGGACGUGGCAGGUAUCACGAAGGAUCAGCCUGAUGCCGCAAUGGUACAGAGAUAUGGCGACGCCAUGGCUUGGAUUGAGCUCGACCUCGUAAAGCAGUAUGAGAGGAAAGAGGGUGGGUGGCAGCAGGCUGAGAUGCAACGUCCGGGUGGCAAACAAGGCAUACUGUAGGGAAAGAAGCCGCCGAGAGGGGUAGAACAGCAUGCAGAGCGGUUUCUUUUCCGUUAGCUUGCUCUUUCAGCUAGCCACUAGAUAUGCAGUAAAUAAAUGAUAGUACGUGAAUGGCAUGAGCUGGCUGAUAAUCCUGACCAACACCCUGCGGGUUAUGCCGCAGACAGAAUCAGCCAAACCAAUGAGAGAGCCCUGAGGCUGAAUAACCCCUCCCUCAGAUUCAGGCUGCAAUGCACGCGACUGCCUUUAUUGUUGUACAAGGAGGGUUAAUGGAGUAUGGAGCUACUGAACAAUUGGCUUUGUUCUCGCCUUUUUCGUGCGCGGUGCCGUCAGACCAUUCACAGAAAUCCUGGGCGUUGCUUGCGCAUAACUUGGCCCUAAUACUAUUGAGAGAAAUUGCUUAAACUGAUUCUCUUCUUUAGUGUGUUUUCAUGACGUAUAAUGUUAGUAAUUGUCAAAUCUUAGCCCUCCUCUAGCAUCCCAAAGGGAG
Molecule: messenger RNA, 718 nt
Organism: Trichoderma atroviride IMI 206040
Lineage: Eukaryota; Fungi; Ascomycota; Sordariomycetes; Hypocreales; Hypocreaceae
Source: RefSeq, a predicted model, not a curated record